AUGCAAGGGGAUGAGGAUGGUGAUAUGGACGCUGUGGAGGAGAACCAGGAGGAGGAAGAAGAUGGGGAACGUGUGGGCGGUGCGGCUAUCGACCUCGACCAGCUGAACGUCACCUUGCCAGCCGUGGCAUCAGGCAGCAAGGCAAAGACUCCUGCGGCGUCCAAGACUGCAGCUGGAUCAUCGAAGGAUGCAGCGAACGCAGAGAGUGGACCGUCACGUCCGUCGCGAUCGAAGUCCGGCGCGAAGAAGGCCCAGGAGCAAACUUCCAGCAGCGAGCGUGAGGUCGAUGAACUCGGCAAUGAGUGGUAA
This is a messenger RNA of Rhodofomes roseus, 309 nucleotides long. RefSeq lists its product as uncharacterized. Bases 1 to 309 code for a protein of 102 amino acids. The record is from RefSeq and is a predicted model, not a curated record. The transcript has a single exon. NCBI's taxonomy places the organism in Eukaryota, Fungi, Basidiomycota, Agaricomycetes, Polyporales, Fomitopsidaceae.